CUCGCGCACGAGCGACUCACGUUUGUGGCCUGUCCACUGCUACUACUACCUGCCUACCUACUGAUAACUGUGCGACUAUACGUGAGCAACGCACGAGCCCCGUUUCGCGCUGACAGUGUCUAAAUGAAUUUCCGGCGUCGUCCGUGUAGUACGAAUUGAUCCGAGUCACCUCGCCGCCACACCAGUGCACGAGUGCGAGUGCCACCACAACGAGAGACUGUCAAUUCGUGCGCUGCCGUGCGUAUAGGCAUAUAUACCCGAAUCUUCGUCAACGCGAUUUGUUUACUACGAGUCGAGUUGUUUUCGUUGAUCAGCAGCGGUGCCUUAAGUCGUACAUAAUAAGCGUUGAUCGCGGUUGAUGCUCGAGCGAUUAGAGACGAUCAUGAUUUCGUCGUGCCUGCGGCAGAGAACUAAACCGAGAGUGCAGUGCGGUGCCAGUGAAAGUUAUACGAGUCGUGCGGUAGCCAUGUGAUUAUUUUGCUCGUCGUCGUUGCUCCUCGUCGUCGUCGUCGUCGUCGUUCGUAACGUCCACAUAGCGAUACAUUGCACCAGGAUGGCUCUCUACGAUAAUGCCCACUGGCUGCUGUCACACAUCAGGGAUAGCUUCAUUUCCACCGACGAUACUGGUCUGUGUGAAAUUGUUAUGGCCAAAGAUGACAUACCCAGGGAGUUGUACGAGAGCGGCUCUGUUUAUGUUUAUCCGGGAGCAGAAGACAGCGACGAAGAAGAUCUUGACGCUUUAUCAGACUCAUACGAUAUUCUGAUGGAUAUGGAAUUUUCGCAUAGGGCCAGAACGAAUACGGCUCAGCGACUAGAAAAAAUGGACCUAGAAAAAAAGAGAGCUGCCAAAAUAAAACACAUUAAAUGGGAAAAUCCACAAAGUAUGUCAUCCGAAGAGCAGCAAGAAAUGUUUAAUAGAAAAGAACUUCAUACGGAUAAACCUGUGGCAAAACAGAAAUCACUCUUUUCUGAAAUGCUGGAAAAAUGCCCAGACUUACCUAAAAAUCCAUUCACAGAUUAUGCCAAGUUCGAUGGAAAUUUACAAAUUGGAGUUCCUAUUAGAAAAUAUAGAAUUUUCAUGUGCAUGCUUCCCAAAGAAUUAAGAGCAUAUCCUUUUCAAGUUAUGGUUUUAGCAACUGCAAAAGUUCAAGAAUUCAUUGGAUAUAUCUGUUACAAAUACACUAGUGAACAUCCAAACACACAUAUCCAUGAAGAUAUUAGUAAAUAUGGACUUUAUAUCACAGAAGAUGAUGGUGAAAUAGACUGGGAUUUUCCUUGCUUAGAUCCUACAGAAGUUAUCUCUAAAUUUGAGUUUUCAACUUUAGGUCUUGUUGAAAUGAAACCAAGUGAUAAAGCCAGACACAAAACGACAAAAGUUAUCAAUCAACCAUUAGAGGAAAGAGAAAGUAUAGAUAAAACACCAGAAGAUGCAGCCAAAGACCUUGCCAAAAUGCAAAUACAUACUACAGCUAUGGAAGCUCCUCAAUAUCAAUUAUACAGAGUUUACAUUAUAAAUAAAGUAAGAGCCAAGAUUGAAGUACAUUUGGGUAUUUCUGGUGAUAAAAUUGAAAUUGAUCCUGUAAAUACUGGUAAAGGUGCAAGCAAAUUUUGGAUGAGGCAACGAGCUGUUAGUUAUCAUAUUGAUAAUGUUGCAUGGUGUGAAUUAGGUGAACAAAAAGGAUCAAAAACUACAUUUACCUUAGUUUAUACACCUCAUAACAAUCUUACAUUAGAUGGUUUUAAUGUUUCUUUAGCACGUUCUCAAUCUUUCAGAAGAUCAGCAUCUUUUAAAAAUUAUGAUUUUGAGGCUGGAACUGUUGUUGCUGAGGAGAUAGUUAGUAAAAUCAAUCACAUUUUGCAACUUAGAAGCAGUUCUUCCAGAAAAGAAUAUAUUGCUCAGAAAGAACGCAAAGCUUCAAGACGUAAGAGUUUUCAUAUUCACAGAUGACCACUUUACCAUUUUAUGUAUAUUGUUGUUGUUGUAUUUUUAAAGAAUUUUUAUCGUGAAGUGAUUUAGUUAGUCAAACAAUUAACGACGCAUUGUAAUUAAAUCGAGAUUUUUAAUCAAUCAAUCCAACUGAUGAUGUAUACAAAAUUAUGAAAUUCAAAGAAAACUAUAAAUUAGUGAAUAAGUAUAUGCUAAUCUUAUAUUUAUGUAUAUUAAAAUUUAUUUACAAAAUCUAUAGUACAUUAUAAAAGUAUUAUCAGUCUGCAAAUUGAA
This is a messenger RNA of Trichogramma pretiosum, 2221 nucleotides long. RefSeq names its product target of rapamycin complex 2 subunit MAPKAP1 (gene Sin1). The transcript is spliced from 7 exons. NCBI's taxonomy places the organism in Eukaryota, Metazoa, Arthropoda, Insecta, Hymenoptera, Trichogrammatidae. Gene Ontology annotation, molecular function: phosphatidylinositol-4,5-bisphosphate binding. The coding region runs from base 554 to 1948 and encodes 464 amino acids. Gene Ontology annotation, cellular component: cytoplasm; TORC2 complex; plasma membrane. Gene Ontology annotation, biological process: TORC2 signaling. The record is from RefSeq and is a predicted model, not a curated record.